CCAUUACUCAACCAAACUAGUACAUUAUAUAGUGUACAUUGUGAGCCACCUGACUCAGCUGGAGAUUAUUGUGAUCCACUAGUACAAUAUCAUUACAUCACCGAAUACUUUAAGAAUUGGUGAUUCAAUUUAACAUUAAGUCUAAUAAGUUCCACCCUAUAUCACCUCGGAUAUAACACCCUGUACCACCGACCUAGUCAUCCACCCACUAGUUAAUUAUUAAUAAUCCAUAUAUAAAAAAAACCCAAAAGUUAUACAAUACAAUAAAAAUGGGACAAACGUUCAGUUUUGCUAAUAUAUUUAGUAAAUUAUGGGGUACAACAAGAGAAAUCAGAAUACUUAUAUUGGGAUUAGAUGGUGCUGGUAAAACAACUGUAUUAUAUCGUUUACAACUUGGAGAAGUUGUAACUACUAAACCAACUAUUGGAUUUAAUGUUGAAACUUUAAAAUAUAAAAAUUUAACUUUAAAUAUAUGGGAUUUAGGUGGUCAAACAUCUAUAAGACCAUAUUGGAGAUGUUAUUAUAGUAAUACUGCUGCUAUAAUAUUUGUGGUUGAUUCAACUGAUAAAGAUCGUAUUGAUAUUGCAUGUAAAGAAUUACAUACUAUGUUAAAGGAAGAAGAAUUACAAGACAGUGCAUUAUUAGUAUUUGCUAAUAAACAAGAUCAAGCUGGAGCCAUGACUGCUGCUGAAGUAUCUCAAGCUCUUAAUUUAACUGAUCUUAAAGAUAGAAGUUGGAGUAUUGUAGCUUCAAGUGCUAUUAAAGGUGAAGGAUUAACUGAAGGAUUAGAUUGGUUAAUGGAUGUCAUAAAAGAUGAACAAUUAUAAUUAAUUAGUAUUAUAAUUCUAUCCAUUGCAUGUUACAUUACUA
This is a messenger RNA of Scheffersomyces amazonensis, 870 nucleotides long. It is a transcript of the gene ARL1, whose product is annotated as Arf family GTPase. The transcript has a single exon. Gene Ontology annotation, molecular function: GTPase activity; GTP binding. The record is from RefSeq and is a predicted model, not a curated record. Gene Ontology annotation, cellular component: Golgi apparatus; cytoplasm. The coding region runs from base 270 to 827 and encodes 185 amino acids. Gene Ontology annotation, biological process: intracellular protein transport; vesicle-mediated transport. NCBI's taxonomy places the organism in Eukaryota, Fungi, Ascomycota, Pichiomycetes, Serinales, Debaryomycetaceae.